AUGCAAGGCAAUGAGAAUGCAGGCGUACAGUUUACCAGACGACCAACAGAACUGGGGAAGACAGGCUUCUUUCAACGCAGAGGGUCCAGGUCUGGGCCUGAGGGUGGGUCUGCCCUUGUGGCCAGCUCCCACAGGGAGGCCCCAGCUUGCUGCAGCUGCUCUGAGCAGCGCGGGGUUCUGGCAUCCUGCAGAGUCUGGCUUCUGUCCCACUCCACCAAGCCUGGAGUCCUGUCACUGGUGAGUCACACUUUGCACUUACCUGCCAGCGCCUGCUGCUACAGAGAUAAUGGGGGCCAGGAAACGGCCAGAGCCCAUUCCCUCAGCUGGCCCCGGGGGCACGUUAGCUUUUACCCCUGUGCCUCAAAGACCCAGAAAUGUUGGACCCAGCACAAGGAAUCUGGCCGCUCUGGAGACGAAGGCUUUCGCCGAAGGCCACGCCCCGAGGACCCGCAGCCUUCACAGAUUUUGUUUCCUUUUUUAAUGUGUGUGAAUGUUUUCUCUGCCGAUAUAUCCGUGCCUGGACACUUGAGCACUUGGUGUCUGGAAGUCAGAAAAAGAUAUCAGACCCUCUGGAACUGGAGUCACCACGUGGGCACUAGGAAUGGAACCUGGGUCUUCAGCCAGAGCAACCAGUCCUCUUAACUGCUGAACUCUCUAGCCCUGUUAUUCUCUAUCACGUGCUUACAGAAACGUUUUCAAUUCAGUCUUACCAUAUGGCGUUUCCUUUAAUUUCUUGGAUUCUUAGCCUAAUGAGACUCUUCCUUGAAGGAGCAACAACAACAAUGAAGAUAAAGGGCCUUUCCUUUUGUGUUUUCCCCUUCAUUAAGGAAAACAAUUAUUCAUUCGUUUUAAAUCUUAGUCUUGCUUGUUUCAGUAACUAUAUCUGUGAAAGCACUCAGCACAAAAAAAAAAAGAAGGCCCAAGAGUCCCUUCAAUUGUUAACAAAAAAAUUCCAUUAAUGUAGCAUUUUAUGGCUUUCUUUUUCAAGACAAGGUUUCUCUGUGUAUCGCUGGCUAUCCUGAGACUCUCUCUAUAGAUCAGGCUGGCCUUGACCACCCAGCAAAAAUAUUUUUCCACGUGUAAGUUUCUCUAAUAAAUUUUGGAAUAACACUCAACUCACAGAAAUUUGAUUGAGGCAAAAUUAUCUUAUAAAUUAUUCUCUUGCCAAUAAGUAUUCAUUCUCCCAAACAAGGUACCUCAAUGUUUUGAAAUGAUUAAAAAAAAAAAUAGUUAAGGUCUGGUGAGACAGUUCAUGAGGUAAAAAGUGCUUGCUGCUAAGCCUAUCUAUCACCCGAGUUUGAUCCCUGGAAGCUGUGAGUGGGUUGGAAGAAAAGAAC
Molecule: messenger RNA, 1337 nt
Organism: Meriones unguiculatus (Mongolian gerbil)
Lineage: Eukaryota; Metazoa; Chordata; Mammalia; Rodentia; Muridae
Exons: 3
Coding region: 1-642 (213 amino acids)
Source: RefSeq, a predicted model, not a curated record